GCAAAAUCGGUGCCUGACGCCAAGGGUUGGGGUGUGCAAGGACAGAUCAUUACGCUUGCUUUAAACUUGAGUACAUAUUGUGUAUACUUUGAUUGUACUUUCAAUUUCUUCAAUCUUUAUUUUUAAAAUAUAACAUUGUGUAAGCCUAUAACACUUUAAGGUGUUCUCUGCUGUUCAAACAGAACGACAAGAAGAUGAUCGACACAUUGUCAGGACCAGAUGCCCUACCUUUUGCUGUACAGCUCAAGGCCCUUUUGGACCAGGAGGGACGAUUCCAGCCCAAACUAUGUGGCCUGAGAAUCAUUGAGACGGCCCAGGACAAUGGACUCCGAAUGACCACCAAGCUGAGGGAGUUUGAAGUGCGGGAUCUUCUCUCUCUGACCCGUUUCUUUGGAUUCAGUGCAGAAACAUUCUCUCUUGCCAUCAGUAUCCUGGAUAGAUUCCUUGCAGUGAUGAAGAUUCAACCCAAACACCUGGCCUGUGUGGGGCUGUGCUGUUUCUACAUCGCUGUUAAGUCCGCAGAGGAGGAGAAGAACGUCCCUCUGGCCAACGACCUGAUCCGCAUCAGCCAGAACCGCUUCACCGUGUCCGACAUGAUGCGCAUGGAGAAGAUUGUCCUGGAGAAGCUGCACUGGAAAGUGAAGGGACCUACCGCCCUUCACUUCCUGAGGCUCUUCUACUCUCGCAUCCAGCAGCAAGUGGAAGGAGACAGUAAAAAGGUCCUUGACAUUGAGGUGCUUGAAGCCCAGUUGAAAGCAUGUCACUGCUGUUUUGCCUUCUCCAAAGUUAAGCCAUCUCUGCUGGCCAUGGCCAUACUGGCUCUUGAGAUCCAGGAACAGCACGAGUAUGGUGACGCUGAAGGCCUUCUGGAGGCCCUGCAGGGGAUCCAGCAGCAUCUUGGUAUCAAAAAUGGUGACUUGGUGUGCGUGAGGGAGCUUGUGGGAAAGUGCCUUGUUGAGUAUUCUUCCACAAAGUGCCAAAGACCAAACGUCCAGAGACUUCGAUGGAUUAUUUCGGGCAGAACUGCCAGACAACUGAAGCACAGCUACUACAAGAUUGCCCACUUGCCAACAAUCCCCGAGUCUGCCUGUUGACAUGCAGUGGACAUGGUGUGGGCAAAUGCAUGCAAAACUGAAGUAGGCAAUUGAGCAGGCUUUUCUUUUGGAAGGAAUUAUAUAACGUGUUAUCUAACUACUUCAGUUUUGUCCUUUAGUUGCCCAGCACCUGCCCUCCCUCUCACUAAGUGCUUCUCCCAUAGCUGCUGAUGGAACUGUGCCAGCUCUGAUUGGUCACAAACAUGACUGGUCGCAGCUGGGUCCGUCCCAGAGACAGCUGUUGAGAUUUGACUUACUGAGAUGGUAUCUUGCAGAAAGUUAUUGGCUUUUUUGUUUAUCCUACCCCCCCCCCCCCCCCCCCCCCUCUAUUUGUUUUUGUUUUUCAUCUUGUUUUACUUACCGAUUUAUCUACGCUGACUGGAGCUGAUCUAGUUAUGGGUGGGUUUGAGGGCACCGGGCAGGAGCAGAGGGUAGCUCCCCUCCUGCCAGGCUGCCUGCGCCUAAUGUACAGUAUGUUCUCUCGCCUGAAUCAGUGCCUGAAGUGGCACCGGUUAUUGUUUAAAGCACUGAAGUAUCGAACCGCCUAGGUCCUCAGUCCACUAUGUGGAAGAGGAGGGAGAAGGGUUUUGUGAAAAUUCGUAAGACCACGGAACCAAGAAAUCAGGCCCAAAACCCUUAACUUCCACCCUAGGUUGCUGAACUGUCUUAAUGCACACUCCUACCCAAGGUGAUUUAAAAAAAUGGAAAGAAACUUAUUCUUUAUGUGAAAGUGUUUUUUUGUUUUUUUUUUGGCUUUGCCCACUGAGUGAAGUUGACUAUAACGUAUGUGUUUUUGUAUGUCGUGUGUGGGUUUUCUUUUUUUUUUAACUUUGAUGGAUCACGUACUUUAGUUAGUUGCAGGUACUAACCAAGGUUUUGGAAUUCAGAGUAUGAUUGGUAUUAUCAGGUGUUUCUGGAUUUACAAGUAAUAACAUGUUUGAAUGAAGGAAGAUUAACUAGAUUGAGUGAAUUAAAAGCAUUUUAAUGGAGUUUCCCCCAGAGAUCACUUAUGUCAGGAAAAAUACCUCCUUGACCCAUGUGAAUCUUCCAUUAGUGAGGAAAUUUGGCCUCAAACAUUCGUUACCAUCUAAAGGAACUUAAAGUGGACCUUUCAAUAAAGUGUUAUUGAAAUGGA
Messenger RNA from Alosa sapidissima (American shad), 2229 nucleotides. RefSeq names its product cyclin G1 (gene ccng1). NCBI's taxonomy places the organism in Eukaryota, Metazoa, Chordata, Actinopteri, Clupeiformes, Clupeidae. The coding region runs from base 195 to 1094 and encodes 299 amino acids. The record is from RefSeq and is a predicted model, not a curated record. Gene Ontology annotation, cellular component: nucleus; cytoplasm; cyclin-dependent protein kinase holoenzyme complex. Gene Ontology annotation, biological process: mitotic cell cycle phase transition; regulation of cyclin-dependent protein serine/threonine kinase activity. The transcript is spliced from 6 exons. Gene Ontology annotation, molecular function: cyclin-dependent protein serine/threonine kinase regulator activity.